AGGUCCACCCACUGGGGAGCCAGGCCCAGCCAUGGGUGGGCAUAGGUCCACCCACUUGGGAGACUGGACCACCCACUGGGGUGAAAGGCCUACCCAAUCAAAAUGUGUUUUCCCCACAAAAGGGCUUUAUUACAGACAGAUAUACUCCUCAGAUUCAUCAGCUGUCCGGGUGGCUGGUCUCAGACGUUCCCGCAGGUAAAAAAGCCGGAUGUGGAUGUCCUGGGCUGGCGUGGUUCUGGUCUGAGACCAGUGGUCUGGAGUUGUGAGGCCGGUUGGACGUACUGCCAAAUUCUCUAAAACAACAUUGGAGGUGGCUUAUGGUAGAGAAAUGAACAUUCAAUUCUCAGGCAACAGCUCUGGUGGACAUUCCUGCAGUCAGCAUGCCAAUUUCACACUCCUUCAAAACUUGAGACAUCUGUUGCAUUGUGUUGUGUGGCAGAACUGCACAUUUUAGAGUGACCUUUUAUUGCCCCAGAACAAGGUGCACCUGAGUACUGAUAAUGCUGUUUAAUCAGCAUCUCGCUAUGCCACACCUGUCAGGUGGAUUGAUUAUCUUGGCAAAGGAUAAAUGCUCACUAACAGGGAUGUAAACAAAUUUGUUCACUAAAUUUGAGGGUAACACGUUUUUUUUUGCGUUUGACCAAUUUCUGGGAUCUUUUAUUUCUGCUCAUGAAACAUGGGACCAACACUUUACAUGAUUAGUUUGUAUUUUUGUUAAGUAUAAUUUUAGUGUACCGGAUUUACGUUUACUAUGUUACGUCUGGUGUAUGAGACAAGGCUGGGAUAGCACGAACCAUUCUGUGAGCUAUGCGAUGCUGCAAAGCGCACCGUGCGGAGAUCAGCAAAGCGUAGAAUCUUCGCAGUGGAUGGAGGCAAACGGAGUAAUGAAAGAUGCUUUAGCCUAGAUGAAUCUAACGGGCAUUUCGUGGACAGCUGUGUGUCAGUAAAAAUUGACACUUUGAAGCGAGUGGUGCAGCGGAUGAUAUUCUGAUGGGUUGUGGAGGAAGCCGGUCCGACACAAUAAUCGAACCGAGGUAUCAUGAAAGCUGGACCCGAGAAACCGAGUCGACAUGGCUCACCAAUACAGACACCGAGGCUGCUCUUUCUACUAUCAACAGUAAGAAGUGUCGUGAUUGUGGAAAAUAUUCUGGAUUUAAAACUGAAAAAUACGCAGGUAAAGGGCUGGAGGGUAUUCAGAAGGAGAAGAGGAUGAUGGUGACCACAGGGACCCAGUGUGGGAAGCAGACCCUCACCAGCUCUGGACCCAACCACUGGCGGUCCUGCCACGAUAUAGGCCUCACUCAAACAAAAGAGUCCAGAAGGAGAGAGGUGCCUGCUCCGUCUAAAGCGGUCCAGUCUGUCAGUGGCAGUGGAGACACUGUCCCACUCAGUCAGGCCGGCGAUGAAAGGUGAAAACAGCCAGAGGAGGUUGGAGAACGACGAUCUACUGUCUGGUUGAGCUGGAAUAGUCCUGGAGGGUUGAGCUGGAAUAGGCCUGGAGGGUUGAGCUGGAAUAGGCCUGGAGGGUUGAGCUGGAAUAGGCCUGGAGGGUUGAGCUGGAAUAUGCCUGGAGAGUUGAGCUGGAAUAGGCCUGGAGGGUUGCAGACGAGUCCUGAUUCCUGGUGACAAAUGUUGCUUGUGUCCCAAAUGGCACCCGAUUCCCUAUGUAGUUCCCUAUGUAGUUCCAUAUGUAGUGCUCUAUGUAUUUCCCUAUGUAGUGCUCUAUGUAGUUCCCCAUGUAGUGCUCUAUGUAGUGCUCUAUGUACCCUACAUUACUAAUCUCAUAUGUAUAUACUGUACUCGAUACCAUCUACUGCAUCUUGCCUAUGCCGUUCUGUACCAUCACUCAUUCAUGUCUUUAUGUACAUAUUCUUUAUCCCUUUACACUUGUGUGUAUCAGGUAGUUGUUGUGAAAGUGUUAGGUUAGAUUACUACUGCAUUGUCAAAACUAGAAGCACAAGCAUUUCGCUACCCUCGCAUUAACAUCUGCUAACCAUGUUUAUGGUUCCCUAUGUAGUGCCCUAUGUAGUGCUCUAUGUAGUUCCCUAUGUAGUGCUCUAUGUAGUUCCCUAUGUAGUGCUCUAUGUAGUUCCCUGUGUAGUGCUCUAUGUAGUUCCCUAUGUAGUGCUCUAUGUAGUGCUCUAUGUAGUUCCCUAUGUAGUUCCCUAUGUAGUGUUCUAUGUAGUUCCCUAUGUAGUGCUCUAUGUAGUGCUCUAUGUAGUUCCCUAUGUAGUGCUCUAUGUAGUUUCCUAUGUAGUGUUCUAUGUAGUUCCCUAUGUAGUGCCCUAUGUAGUUCCCUAUGUAGUGCUCUAUGUAGUUCCCUAUGUAGUGUUCUAUGUAGUUCCCUAUGUAGUGUUCUAUGUAGUUCCCUAUGUAGUGCCCUAUGUAGUUCCCUAUGUAGUGCUCUAUGUAGUUCCCUAUGUAGUGUUCUAUGUAGUUCCCUAUGUAGUGUUCUAUGUAGUUCCCUAUGUAGUUCCCUAUGUAGUGCCCUAUGUAGUGCUCUAUGCAGGGAAUAGAGUGCCAUUUGGGAUGCAUUCUUUAUCUUCACCCCAGGGGCGUCAAUUGGGUAAGGCAGACAUACCCUAGUUUAACGCCAACAAUUUAAAAUAGGCUACUAAAAUCAGUCCAAUCCCCAGUAAAAGGCAAAUGUAGUUUAGUGGGUAUUGAUGACUGACUUUAGGACUAUACGGAGGCCAGGGAGCGGGAGGGAAAGCUGUCUGUAUGGCUGGCUGGCUGGUUGGCUUUAUGAAGAGGGCACACAGCUGCAGGGAACUUUUUCUCAAAACAGUGCAGAGUUAAGAUGUCUUUGGCUAGGUAACUGAUGUUUGACUUGACAUGAAACUAGAGUUUUAAUCCCUGUGCUGAGUUAGUUUGUAGCAGCUAAUUACUGAAUGACGUGUUUUGUAGAAUGUUAAGUCCCCUAUUGACUGAGGUGAACGGUGAUACAGGAACACGGUGGUAAUGGCUGGAGUCAAUUUAGCUUGUUUUUGCUGUUCUCUCCCAUUUGCUUUUAAGAAUUUUUACAUUUUGUAGAAAUAAAGUAAAUGAGCUUCAAUUUGGUUUAGCUGAAAUGACCCCCUGCUUCACCCCAAUGCACCCUCCCUCCCUUACACAGAAAGAUCAAUUACACACAUGGAGGAGGUGCAGAUGGUUCUGGGAUGGAUGAAGCUGUCUGUCAAUGGAUGAACUGUGAACUGGGUGAAUGGGUGAACUGCAGAUGGAUGGGAGAACUGCAGAUGGAUGGGAGAACUAUAGAUGGAUGGGUGAACUGCAGAUGUAUGGAUGGGUGAACAGCAGAUAAGGAACUGCAGAUGGAUGGGUGAACUGCAGAUGGAUGGAUAGGCGAACUGCAGAUGGAUGGGUGAAUUGCAGGUGGAUGGAUGGAUGAACAGCAGAUGGGUGAACUGCAGAUGGAUGGGUGAACUGCAGAUUGAUGGAUGGGAGAACUGCAGAUGGAUGGGUGAAUUGCAGAUGGGUGGAUGGGUGAAUUGCAGAUGGAUGGAUGGGUGAACUGCAGAUGGAUGGAUGGUUGAACUACAGAUGGAUGGGUGAAUUGCAGAUGGAUGGAUGGUUGAACUACAGAUGGAUGGGCGACCUGCAGAUGGAUGGGUGAACUGUAGAUGGAUGGGAGAACUAUAGAUGGAAGGGUGAACUGC
Oncorhynchus nerka (sockeye salmon) is the source of this 3656-nucleotide messenger RNA. Its product is annotated as brain and acute leukemia cytoplasmic protein. The transcript has 3 exons. The record is from RefSeq and is a predicted model, not a curated record. The coding region runs from base 991 to 1413 and encodes 140 amino acids. NCBI's taxonomy places the organism in Eukaryota, Metazoa, Chordata, Actinopteri, Salmoniformes, Salmonidae. Gene Ontology annotation, cellular component: cytoplasm.